Glycine soja is the source of this 1681-nucleotide messenger RNA. RefSeq names its product UV-B-induced protein At3g17800, chloroplastic-like. NCBI's taxonomy places the organism in Eukaryota, Viridiplantae, Streptophyta, Magnoliopsida, Fabales, Fabaceae. The record is from RefSeq and is a predicted model, not a curated record. The transcript is spliced from 2 exons. Bases 274 to 1413 code for a protein of 379 amino acids.
CUUAAGAAAUACUACAACUACUGUACAGAGUUCAUAUCAAUCUCAUCAUAUUAUAUAGAGCACCAACUUAUCUUCAAAACUCAUUCAUAACUAAAAUCCUUCCAUUCCUUCCUUCCACAAACCCUAUCCUAUUACCAGACAAACCUCAUUUUCAGGCUUUUUCUGUUACUCUGCACCAUACCACUUCACUCAUCACAAUUCACAAACCCAUAGAGAAAGGAAAAGCUUUUUUUUUUUUUUUUUUAUCUGGGUCACCCUACACAACCUUGCUGAAUGGAAAACUGUGUCUUCCACCACCACCACCACCACCUUAGGAGCAUGAUCACUCUUCCACAACCAUCUUCACUGAAACCGAACUUGAGAGUGUGCCCCAAAGUUAUGAGGGUGAGAGCGAGCGCGGGAAGGAGGCACUGCGAGUUCAGCAGCCAGAACGCGCCCCUUGAGCCACGGUCCCUGGCGGGGAAGUUUCUGAGCGGCGUGUUGCAGAACCGCCGCCAGCUGUUCCACGUGCUUGCCAAGGAAGAGUUGAAGAUGCUGAGUGAUGACAGAGACUCUGCUAUUGCUCGCAUGCGUCUCAGUCACCACUCUGAUGAAGCCUUGCUUCACAGGAGGAUUGCACAAGUGAAAGAGAAUGAGUCUAUGAUUGCUAUAGAAGAUGUUAUGUAUUUGCUGAUUUUAUACAAGUUUUCCGAGAUCAGGGUUCAUUUGGUUCCAAAGCUUUCUAGUUGCAUAUACAAUGGAAGGCUAGAAAUAUUGCCCUCUAAGGACUGGGAUCUAGAGUCUAUUCACAGCAUGGAGGUUUUGGAUAUCAUAAGGAAACACGUCAGUACCGUGACAGGUUUGAGAUCAAAUCCUAGUGUAAGGGAGAGUUGGGAAACGACUCCUAUUCGACAAUUCUGGCUUGCCCGAGUCUAUGUCGCCUCCAUAUUAUAUGGCUACUUUUUGAAGUCAGUUUCAUUGAGGUACAACCUAGAGCGAAGUCUGUCUUUGUCUGACCAUGAUCUUCAUCAUGGUCACAAGACCGGCCCUUCAUUUCAGGACAUGUAUCGUUCUGGGCCAAAAGAUGUGAUGCUUGGCAACAAGAGUGACAUACGAUCUGUAUGGCAUGGUUUAAUCGGGCAGGAAGAGGAAAUCGAGGAUUUAACAUGUUAUGUUACGGGCUUUCACCCUGGAUCAUUUGAGAGAUGUGCCAAACUGAGAUCCAAGGAAGCUGUGCAUUUGGUAGAGAGUCAUAGUAAUGCACUUUUUGGAGAUGGGAAAUCUGGUUUGUCUCAGCAUGAUGAUGUUAUUGUAACUUCAUUUUCUAGUCUGAGGAGGCUAGUCUUGGAAGCUGUUGCUUUUGGAUCUUUCCUGUGGGAGACAGAAGAUUACAUUGACAAUGUAUAUAAGCUUAAAGAUCAAGUGGUUGAGUGAAGGAACAUGUUGGUAAAUGAAUUUCCACACUGUUGGGCUAAUUCUCAUUGUAUAUAAAGUUAGUUAGAUUUAGGCUAAUUUUAUUUUGUAUAGGAUGCAUUACCUCUAAAUAAUGUAGGUUGGUUAGCUAAGAAAGAAUGGAGAUAGAGAUUUUACAUAGUGACAAAGAAUGUCCUUAUGAAAAAAUAUUUUACUUGUUCAUUUGCACAUAAUUCCAAUUAUGUUUGAACUUGUUCAGUUAAAUAUGAAUACUAUUUCUUUAACUAUA